GCGGCGGCGGCUCUGCCUCUCUCUCUGCCCCAUCAGGUGCUGCUGGACCAGCCGCUAAAUGAGCCAGCGAUGGAGGACGGGCAGCCGGGCCCCGGGGCAAGCUCCCCGCAGAGCGACUCCGCCGAAGUUUUGCUCCACGGGGUGUUCGCGCUGCUGGACCCCGCUCCCAAGAUGAGCUACGCGCUGAGUCUCACUCGCGGCCGGGAGCUGCGCAUGCAGCGGGUCGGCUCCGCGCCGGCCGGCCCGGGCGCCGCGCUGAAGCUGGCGGACUGCAUCGGCUGCUCUGCCUUCGCCGGCCGGGAGCCCCAGCCGGAGCCGGCCGCCUACUUCUCCGUCUUCUGCUACCCCUUCCGCAAGGGCUGGUGGGACGCCUCGCCCUCCAGGCAGCGCCUCGCCAGGACUUUCCGCGUGUGCGUGGCCCAGGAGCCGGAGGACAAUCUGAAGCUGGCGGAGACGUGGGCUGGGAAGAUUAGGGAGCUGGCUGCGCCCAGGGUACCCCGACAGGAAGGGGUGACGUGGGGACUCUUGCCGCGGCCCUGCCAUGUCCUGGUGCUGCUGAACCCCCAGAGCGGAACGGGGCACGCGCUGCAGCUGUUCCGCUCCCUAGUGCAGCCAAUGCUGGCCGAGGCCGACGUAGCCUUCACCCUCUUUGUGACCGAGAGGCCGAAUCACGCCCGUGAGCUGGUGCGGGCCGGAGAUUUAUCCCAGUGGGACGCUGUGGCCGUCCUGGCCGGGGAUGGCCUGCUGUAUGAGGUGGUGAACGGCCUGAUGGAGCGUCAGGACUGGCAGGCCGCCAUCAAGAAGCCUCUCUGCACCCUGCCCGGGGGCUCUGGGAACGCCCUGGCCGCUUCCAUCAACCACUACGCUGGCAACACGCAGGCCUUCAAGGAGGAGCUGCUGACCAAUUGCACCUAUUUCCUCUGCAAAGGCCUGUAUGCCCCCAUGGACCUGGUCUCCCUGAGCACGGCCUCUGGCAAGCGCCUCUACUCCUUCCUCAGCUUCGGCUGGGGCUUCAUCUCCGACGUGGACAUCGCCAGCGAGAAGUACCGCCAACUGGGCAAAGCCCGCUUCACCGUGGGCACCAUCCAGCAGCUGGCCGGGUUGAAGGUCUACAAGGGCCGCCUCUCCUACCUGCCCGUAGAGAUGUCCUCCUCAGCCCCCGGCAGCCCUUCAGAGCAGAAUAGCCACCACGUGCCAUGCAGCAACGGUCGCCCCCUCCACAUCCUCCCUCAGCCUGCGCUGGGAGUGCCACGGCCCCCUCACGAGGGGUCCUGGCCAGAGGACCCUCUCCUGGUCCCCUUCGACCAGCCAGUCCCAAAGCACUGGACCGUUGUGCCUGAGGAGGAGUUUAUCUCCAUUUUCGCCAUCUACCAGUCGCACUUGGGCGCUGACUUCACCAUGGCCCCCACGGCCAAGCUUCACGAUGGCUCCAUGCACCUCUUCUACCUGAAAGCCGGGGUCUCCCGGCUGGGGCUGCUCAAACUCUUCCUAGCCAUGGAGAAGGGGACCCACCUGGACCUGAACUGCCCCUACCUUCACUACCUCCCCGUGAGGGCCUUCCGGCUGGAGCCCUUUGCUUCCACCGGGCUCAUGACGGUGGACGGCGAGCCGCUGGUGUGUGAGCCAGUGCAGGGCCAGGUGCACGACCAACUCGGCAGGAUCAUCAGUGGCUCCUGAGCCACCUGCCAAAUAAACCGCUUCAAAAAGGAUUUUGACCAUGUGCAUCCCUGGGGUGCAGUGAGGGAGGACAGGCAAGGACCACUGCAGAGACCUCCUGCCACUCAGUGUCUUCUCCAGCCCGCUCCUCUCUCCUCCUCUGGAAUAGUUCACAGGGGUCUCUUGUUCCCCUUGCUCUGCCCAGCCUCCCGAGUCCCACCCCCACCGCAGUCCUUUUCCUGCCUGAUCGCAGGCACUAUGGGCCAAGCACUAAGAGGUUUGGUUAAUUAGUUUGAGGGUGGGGGAGGGAUACUCACAGCCUGGCCUGCCCCCUGUGUCAGGAAGCUCCUAUGGGACACAGGUGACUCCUGAGCAGUGGGUGGCAUGUGAUGGUGCCUGAAUACAGGUACAGCGCUUUCCAGGUCAGCUUAGCAGCUGCAAGGAUAUUUCUCCCACCCCCCCCAGUCUAAGUGCUGGGCUGCUUCUCUUCUCUGCUUCCAGAUCAGCCUAUCUUUGCAAGGGACUCCGCAGAUGACUCGCCAACCCAGGCUCUCCGCAGUACAGGCCUCCCCUGCAUUUCUGUUCCUAGGUUCCCCACAAGGACAAAGCCAGUCUGCUCCCUUCCCACAGCUCAACUAUACACUAAAGGCACAAGAGCGCUACCCUUUCCCCCAGGAGCAGAGUGCCACAGAGACGGAGCACUGCUUCAGCACCAGCAAAUACAGUGGGCACCAAGUCCCUAGGGCCAGUGGGGAAAUGAGAACUGGCUCCACUAUAAACUUCUAGGGCCAACAUUUGUUACAAUGAACCAAUAUUUUUUAAAGAAAAUAUUUCUACCAAAAGCUCCAUGGAGACAGAGUUUAUUCUUAAAAUGAGACAAUAAAGAUCUAGCUUUUCCAAAACAGGCGGCCUUGGCUGUUACAUGGUGGGCACUCUGCUUUCAUUGCAAACCUAAGCACCUGGAACUCCCAGGUUGGACUGUUUCCUCCCUGGUAUUGCUGUGGUGUAAUAAGCAAUAAAGUUUCUUGGAGCAGCAGCAGCUCAGGGGUUAUCGCUUUCCUAUUUCGCCAGCAAGGGGCUGUGGGCGAAUU
Molecule: messenger RNA, 2747 nt
Organism: Emys orbicularis (European pond turtle)
Lineage: Eukaryota; Metazoa; Chordata; Testudines; Emydidae
Gene: SPHK1
Product: sphingosine kinase 1
Exons: 5
Coding region: 70-1677 (535 amino acids)
Biological process (GO): cellular response to growth factor stimulus; negative regulation of apoptotic process; phosphorylation
Cellular component (GO): membrane; cytoplasm; intracellular membrane-bounded organelle
Source: RefSeq, a predicted model, not a curated record